Messenger RNA from Polyodon spathula (Mississippi paddlefish), 910 nucleotides. RefSeq names its product ubiquitin-like protein 4A-A. The transcript has 3 exons. Gene Ontology annotation, molecular function: protein binding. The record is from RefSeq and is a predicted model, not a curated record. Gene Ontology annotation, biological process: post-translational protein targeting to endoplasmic reticulum membrane. The coding region runs from base 14 to 295 and encodes 93 amino acids. Lineage: Eukaryota; Metazoa; Chordata; Actinopteri; Acipenseriformes; Polyodontidae.
CGCUGGCCAGAUAAUGCGAUCCGGCGGGGGCGUGUCUCUGCGUGAAACGAGUGCAUUUCAUGCAGCAAGUUUGUUUGUGGAAGGAAGCCAAGCGAGGAGGCGUUUGCUGUUGUUUUACAAAGACUACGAGGGACAGAGCUCCUUAAACCAGGUCUGUGAGGAUGAGAAGGUCUCCACAGUCUGGAGUCUGGUCUCUGAGAAGCUCAACAUACCUGUCAAUCAACAGGGACUCCUCUACAAAGGCAAGGCGCUGGCAGGAUUACGAGCGGAGCCUGCGCUUGUUGAGUCUGGAUGAUAUGGAGCGGCUGCCGACCUGCAUGCUUCACCCUGAAGCUCUGGAGUGCAUGGAGCUGUCCUUCCUGGACUGAGGAAUACUGCUGCUGCCCGCUGCCCUCUCCCCCUCUGCACUCUCCCCUUGCCCGUUGCCCAUCCCCCAUCUACCCUCCCCCCUUCUCCCCUCUGUCCUUUGCCCUUUCCCCUUGCCCCUCUGCACUCUCCCCUCUGUCCUCUGCCCUCUCCUCUGCCCUUGCCUCUCCCGUCGCCCCUCUGCCCUCGCCCCUCUCCCCUCUUGUUAAUUAGUGCAUCUGCCAGUGCUUCUCACCCACUGAGCAAAGCAUGGAGCAGUGCCAGAUCCUGUUUCACAAUACUGCUAAAUAUUUACUGACUGUUCUUUAAUUAGAGCAUUGUAUAUGUUUAAUAAGAUAAACCACACGAUACACCCUUUCUGAGCACAUUUUCUACUUUUCUGUUUCAAAGGAGCCCAGUUUGGUGCAGGAGGAUUGUGGGUAAUGGAGUGUGUUUUUAUUGGUCUGCAGCCCCCGUAUCGGCUUCCAUUAGCAUUGCUGGUAGAGGAGUGACUGGUUCACUUUAAAGCCUUUUUUUUAAAUAAACGCAGAUGUUUUGAAAUAUA